Messenger RNA from Xylaria bambusicola, 4128 nucleotides. RefSeq lists its product as uncharacterized. Gene Ontology annotation, cellular component: cytoplasm. NCBI's taxonomy places the organism in Eukaryota, Fungi, Ascomycota, Sordariomycetes, Xylariales, Xylariaceae. The record is from RefSeq and is a predicted model, not a curated record. Gene Ontology annotation, biological process: secondary metabolite biosynthetic process; amino acid activation for nonribosomal peptide biosynthetic process. Gene Ontology annotation, molecular function: phosphopantetheine binding; catalytic activity. The transcript has a single exon. Bases 54 to 3461 code for a protein of 1135 amino acids.
GAUUCGACGUAGAGUUCCACCUUUUCCAAGGUAUCGGAAAGCUCAGCGGUCAUAUGACAUUCGCGACAGAUCUAUUCAAAAUUGAAAACAUUCAAAAUGUGAUCAACGUCUUUAACAUGGUCCUACGCCAAGGCCUUGGUCAGCGCCAUUCCCCGAUUGCGAUUCUACCACUUACUGAUGGGCUGGCUGGCCUCCGAAAUAUAAGCCAUCCCGAUAUCACAACGACUGAAUACUCUCGUGAGUCAAGCGUGGUCGACCUCUUCCGCGAACAAGUAGCUAUUAAUUCGCAAGCUCUGGCCGUCACGGACUCGUCCUCGCGACUCACAUAUGCUGAAUUGGAUCACCAAUCUGACCUGCUCUCAAGCUGGCUGGGCCGACGGCAUAUGGCGGCUGAGACAUUAGUCGGGGUGUUGGCACCACGGUCAUGUCAAACUAUUACUGCCUUACUCGGUAUCCUGAAGGCAAACCUCGCGUAUCUACCGCUUGACGUGAAAGCUCCUACCGCCCGCUUGGAAUCGAUCAUAUCUGCGUUACCAGGGCGCCAUUUUCUCUUGCUCUGCUCUGAUGAGAUGACGUCUAUGAAGAUUCAGCUGCCUGGUGUGGAGGUAGUGCGAAUCAGCUACAUUCUGGAGCAUCAUGAUAUAAAUGGUCUGAAUGGCCAAGUAUAUACCCCUGCGAGCCCUUCGGCAUCAAGUCUUGCCCAUGUAAUUUUCACAUCCGGGUCGACUGGAAAGCCUAAGGGCGUCAUGAUCGAGCAUCGCAACAUUGUACGACUUGUGAAGGGUACUGUUGUACCCAGGCUCCAAUUGGCGGCAAAUAUCGCCCAUCUAUCCAAUAUCGCCUUUGAUGCCGCUACCUGGGAGAUUUAUACCCCGCUUCUUAACGGCGGGACUCUAGUCUGUAUUGACUAUAUGACCGUUCUAGACAGCAAAGCCCUUGACGCUGUGUUUGCGAGAGAGCAAGUCCACGCGGCAUUGCUUACACCUGCUUUGCUUAAACAGUGUCUGAGUGACAGCCCUACUAUGCUGAGAAGGCUCGACGUCUUGAUCAGUGGUGGCGAUAGGCUCGAUAGUCAGGAUGCAAUUGCGGCACAAGCACUCGUCGGGACGGGUUUAUAUAACGCAUACGGCCCUACUGAGAAUGGAGUCAUCAGUACAAUUUAUAAUGUUACGAAAAAGGACUCUUUUGUCAACGCAGUCCCAAUUGGCCGGGCCAUCAGCGGCUCUGGGGCCUAUAUCAUGGAUCUAUGCCAGCAGCUUGUCCCUGUUGGUGUUAUGGGAGAACUUGUUGUUACUGGGGACGGACUGGCUCGGGGAUAUACCGACACGUCAUUCGAUACAGAACGCUUCAUUCAAGUGAUGAUCGAUGGUCAACUCGUGAGGGCAUAUCGGACGGGUGACCGGGCGCGUUACCGGACGGGGGACGGUCAAAUAGAGUUCUUUGGACGUAUGGACCAGCAGAUCAAGAUUCGUGGCCACCGUGUCGAGCCAGCAGAGGUGGAGCGGGGCAUGCUUGAACACGAAUCAGUCCGCGAUGCUGUCGUCGUCAUACGGAACCAAGAGGGUCGGGGGCCAGAAAUGGUGGGUUUUGUCUUGAACAAGCGAGACCCUUCGAUCGAGCAGGAUGAGGCCAGCAGUCAUGGUGGCCGACUCGUAUCACAGAUCCGCGAGAGGUUGCAGGCCUCGCUACAACCCUACAUGAUCCCAGCUCAUAUCGUAGUGAUUGACCAAAUGCCUCUCAACGCCAACGGCAAAGCCGACCGAAAAGAGCUUACCCGGAGGGCCCAAGUAGCACUGGAGCCUGCGGCAGAAUUGGCACCCGCACCUAGAGUUCCGCUCGACGAGACAGAAACUAUGGUGUGUGAGGAGUUUUCAGAUGUGUUAGGCUUUGAUGUCGGCAUCACCGACAAUUUUUUCAAACUCGGUGGACACUCCCUCAUGGCUACUAAACUCGCUAUACGCAUCGGGCGUCGGCUGAAUGUUGGCGUGUCGGUAAAGGAUAUCUUCGAUCACCCGGCUCCUGGCCAACUCGCAAACAAGCUGAAGCUUACUCGCUCCGAGGGCGACCAUGUGGCUAACGGUCAACGAACGGCUAACAGCGCUUCAUUCCAGCUCCUUGACCUUGAAGACCCGCAGUCGUUUGUACAGCGAGAAAUACGUCCACAACUAGACCACUCCUGCGGCGAAAUCUUAGAUGUUUAUCCUGCUACGCGGUUGCAAAAGCGAUACCUCCAUUAUCCUUUAACAGGAAAUCCCUGGCCCCUAGCGCCUUUCAGUAUAGACUUCCCGCAGGAGUCGGACCUGGCCGGCCUCACCAGAGCCUGUAAAUCGUUAGUCGAGUAUUUCGACAUUUUCAGGACUGUUUUCCUGCCCGUCGCAGGUGAGCUUUACCAGGUCGUCCUGAAGCAUCUCGAUGUGCCUGUUGAGAUGAUACAGACCUCAGAAAACAUCGACGUCGCCACACAUGCAUUGCUCAAAAGGGCCUCACAGCAUCCAGUCACUUUAGGGCAACCAUUGCUCCGCAUUGCCAUUCUAAGGACACAUGGGUCGCCAUUACGCGUGAUCCUUCGCAUGAAUCAUGUCUGUUAUGAUGCCUUGAGUCUAGAGCACAUCCUGCAAGCUCUUCACGCUCUGUACAACGGAAACGAACCCUUAGCGCCGCCCGCAUUUCAUCAGUACAUGCAGCAUGCGGCGGACAGUCGUGAAGAUGGCUACGAGUUCUGGCGUUCCGUUUUACGGACUUCGUCGAUGACCAAGAUGGAAGAUAUCAGCGUCAGCGCUGGUCAAGAAAUUCCAACUAUUGGGACUUAUCAGGCGUCGAAGACUAUCCAUAUUCCUCGCCACGCAGGAGGGGGCAGUGGCAUUACACAGGCAACGGUUUUCACUACCGCCUGCGCUUUCAUGUUGUCGACGGAAACCGGAUCGAGGGACAUUCUUUUCGGCCGCCUUGUGUCUGGGCGGCAGGGCUUACCGGUGGCUUACCAAAACCUCGUCGGUCCAUGCACGAAUCAGAUUCCCGUGCGUGUUCGGCUAGAUGGAGCGGCCAACCUGAGAGAGCUACUCGCCCAAGUGCAAGACCAAUACAUCAACAGUAUACCCUUUGAGACAUUGGGAUUCGACGAGAUCAAGGAGCACUGCACAAAUUGGCCAGAUGAAGUAGAUAACUACAGCUGUAAUCUCGCAUACCAGAGCUUUGACUCCCACCCACAAAGUCACAUGGAAGGACAGGUGGUGCAGAUGGGUGUGCUGCCGCAGCUCGAAAACCUGGUGGAACAAGGAUUGAUUCAUGACGUGAAUAUCAUAGGGGAUGUCGACGUUGAAGGAUCUUGCCUGCAUAUCACCAUGUUUGUGAGCCGGCGAGUUUGCGAUGAAGGAAAAAGGGCGACAAACAUGCUCGAAGAGCUUUGCAACAGUAUCCAAAUAUUAAACUCGGCGCUGCAAGAUACGCACACCGCACGCUAGCUACUGGCCGGGGACUAGGGACUAUCCUUUUCACCUGAAGCGCCUAUCGAACUGCAGGACUACAUACAUACCUAUUACAUACAUGUAUGUAGGUAUGUACGAGAAUACCUAAUGGAUACUGUCCGAGGGCAAUUGUCAGAUUAGGCGAACCAAUUAAUUGAAAGUGUAUCAUAAGGUAUAUUGUUAUUAAGCAGAGUCUGCUUGGCUACUAGGGCAUUAUUACUUUUAUAAUAAUAAUAAUGGGCCUACACUUUACGUGGAUGUAACUUCAUAAGUAUUCCAGUCUUGGUGUAUUAAACCACGCACUCGCUACCGGCGGCAAAGCCGCUCCUAAACACAUGCCCUCUCAAGGCUGUAUAUCACUACUAUGCGUAUCAAUGCCAGCAUCCCCUAAAAGGGAAAUUGUUCAGCUAAUGCUUCUUAGAACAAACACGGCUACGCUUAUCCAUCCGUUCCUAAUUUUAAUCCUACCACCUAUAAAGUAGAGACAUAUAUUAGGAUAUUGUAACUUGCUUGUAUAAUACAUUAUAUUUAUUUCAUUAUUUAUUUUAUCACUAUUUAAUUGUUAGUUAAAUGAUCAUCAUUUAUAUGAAAUCACUGCUUUAGGUCAUUUAAAAGAACAAUAAGAAAGCCUUUUAACUUACUUAUUAUUCUCCAACGACUAAAA